CCGUUGUUGCUGUUCUGGUUGGAGUUGCUGUGUUCAGCUCAAACUGUGGAGGUUUUUAUACACGAAACAGGAAAUGCACACACCCGACCCACCUCACAGAUAAGUCAACAAAGAAAUGUUGCGAGCCAUCCCACUGCCCACCUCCACCCAUCUUCAUAUCUUUGGGUGGAGCAACAGUGCUCCUUUAUAAGUUGUACACCCAAGCAAGACAUGUACAACAAUCAACAAGGCAAGAUGGUUGCAUGGACAGACUUCGAGCGCGUCACGAUUAAGGACAUCUUCUCCAAGAUUGACUAUGAAGUCGUUGGCCCAGCAGCUAUUUCCAGGUGUCUGAUUGUGUACCCCUGGACUCAGAGGUAUUUCGCUGGCUUUGGAAACCUCUACAAUGCUGCUGCCAUCACAUCAAAUCCAAAAGUUGCUGCUCACGGAAAAGUCGUCAUGCAAGGUCUGGAAAAAGCUGUGAAGAACAUGGACAACAUCAAGGCCACAUUUACAGAGCUGAGCACGCUGCACUCUGAGAAACUGCAGGUGGACCCUGACAAUUUCAUGGUAGGCAAUGCUGAACUGAUGGUACUGCAUCCCAUUAAUUGUGUUGAUGUUGAGUCUCAUGCAUUUUUUGUUGUGUUGCAGCUUCUGGGCGACUGCCUGGCCAUUGUGGUUGCUUCUCAGUUGGGUGAAGACUUCACUCCCGAGGUCCAUGCAGCUUUCCAGAAGUUCCUGGCAGUGGUGGUGUCCUCCCUGAGGAGGCAGUACUAUUAGAGAGCUGCAGAGAACCAUCACAUGUUCUGUUUUUAAACUGUGUAAAUGAGCUUUCAAUAAAUCACCACUAAACAAAUUCCGCAAGUUUUUCUUUUCUUUUAUCCCCAGUCUUUGUUUAUGGUCAUGUCAAUGUGAAAUUAGUAUCAUGAAAGCCUUGUUUGUUAUGUGAUUAGAGAAGUAAUGUUUAUCCUUUAAAAAUGGCAAUACCAUAUACUGAGAACACAUCCGAUAUCAUGAUUAAACUAAAACUGACGCAUCUUUUAAGAAAGUUUAAAUGAUCAUAAACUGACUGUUCGAGCACAUGAAUUAGCCCAUCAAGAGAGAGAACACAGCCUCUAAACUCCACCAGUAUCCCAGUUGUAGCAGUAAUGCCCCAAUAAAUUAAUAAUAACUAUCCCC
Molecule: messenger RNA, 1158 nt
Organism: Oreochromis niloticus (Nile tilapia)
Lineage: Eukaryota; Metazoa; Chordata; Actinopteri; Cichliformes; Cichlidae
Product: hemoglobin subunit beta-like
Exons: 3
Coding region: 211-759 (182 amino acids)
Biological process (GO): oxygen transport; hydrogen peroxide catabolic process
Cellular component (GO): hemoglobin complex; blood microparticle; haptoglobin-hemoglobin complex
Molecular function (GO): haptoglobin binding; oxygen binding; organic acid binding
Source: RefSeq, a predicted model, not a curated record